Molecule: messenger RNA, 1176 nt
Organism: Betta splendens (Siamese fighting fish)
Lineage: Eukaryota; Metazoa; Chordata; Actinopteri; Anabantiformes; Osphronemidae
Product: phenazine biosynthesis-like domain-containing protein 1
Exons: 10
Coding region: 60-1049 (329 amino acids)
Biological process (GO): biosynthetic process
Cellular component (GO): cytoplasm
Molecular function (GO): isomerase activity
Source: RefSeq, a predicted model, not a curated record
GUCUGACGUGCUAGCGUUAGCUUAAUGUCGUUAGCAGUUAGCAGGCUAACUGUAGGACAAUGACAGCGGUCAAACGUGCAUGGCAAACUUGUUUCAUUCGUAGCGGCUCUACGCGGCUGCCGAUACCGAAACUGUGUACCCGGUUAGAAAUGUCCAAACGCCAGCGAAGAAUGUCUAAAAACGGUCAAAAUAUCUCACAAUCGCGUCUCGUCCCCGGUCUCCGGCUCCUGUCCAGAGCUUCAGGUGACACCGCCAACAAACUCGCUCAGGAGCUGAAUGAUGAUUUGUACCAGAAGUUAGCAGCAGAGCUGAACCUGUCAGAAACAGCUUUCAUCACCAGAAUCAACCCCUCUGAUAGUUUCUCUACAGGAUCAAGGUUCCGCCUACGAUGGUUUUCACCAACCACUGAAGUCAAUCUGUGCGGUCACGCGACUCUGGCCUCUGCGGCGGUGCUGUUCCAGCAUAAGAGAAACACCAAUCCAGUUCUGGUGUUUGAGACAAGGAGCGGAGACCUGUCUGUCACCCAGCAGGGUGAAGGUUAUGUCAUGGACUUUCCUCUCAACCCACCCAUCAAGCAGGAUCCCAAGGAGUUCAGUGACGUCAUAAAGGCAGCGGUUGGAAGCCACCCAGUGCAGGACAUUUACCUCUGCCACAACACUAAGAAACUGGUGGUUCGACUGUCUGACAGCUGUGACAGGUCAGUUCUGACCAGUCUGAGAGUGGACCCCGUCGCUCUCCAGAGCAGCGACAGCAGAGGAAGGAUCAAAGGAGUCAUUGUCACCAUGAUAGGCUCUCCACAGGAGCAGCCUGGAUACGACUUCUACUCCAGGAACUUUGCCCCAUGGAACGGCAUUCCCGAGGAUCCCGUCACUGGUUCUGCCCACACUGUCCUUGGCAGCUACUGGUCUAAGAAGCUAGGAAAGAAGAAGCUGCUGGCUUACCAGUGCUCAAGUCGAGGUGGGGAGCUUGAACUGGAAGUGAGAGAUGAUGGAAGAAUCAAUAUAACUGGACAGGCAGUGACUGUGAUGCAGGGAACCAUCACACUGUGACCACAGACACCAGAUGACGGCGUUCCUGCAGAGAGACGCAUUUAGUGAAGUGAUUUAGUGCUUUUUGCUGUUUAAUAAAGACUUAAUGAUUCAAAUAAAUACAGUUCAGACUGGUCAGUCUAGUAAU